Messenger RNA from Phyllostomus hastatus (greater spear-nosed bat), 1150 nucleotides. Its product is annotated as histone H3-like. The coding region runs from base 1 to 741 and encodes 246 amino acids. Gene Ontology annotation, cellular component: nucleosome. The transcript is spliced from 3 exons. Gene Ontology annotation, molecular function: protein heterodimerization activity; structural constituent of chromatin; DNA binding. The record is from RefSeq and is a predicted model, not a curated record. Lineage: Eukaryota; Metazoa; Chordata; Mammalia; Chiroptera; Phyllostomidae.
AUGUCUGGGAGAGGCAAGGGAGGUAAGGGCUUGGGCAAAGGUGGUGCCAAGCGCCAUCGCAAGGUCCUGAGGGACAACAUCCAGGGUAUCACCAAGCCCGCCAUCCGCCGUCUUGCUCGGCGAGGGGGAGUGAAACGCAUCUCGGGGCUCAUUUACGAGGAGACCCGAGGCGUGCUGAAGGUGUUCCUGGAGAACGUGAUCCGGGACGCGGUCACCUACACGGAGCACGCCAAGCGCAAGACCGUCACUGCCAUGGACGUGGUGUACGCCCUGAAGCGACAGGGACGCACCCUUCCCGAGUCGCUUCCGGUAGCCUCGUUGUUGUUCGCCAUGGCCCGUACUAAGCAGACCGCGCGCAAGUCGACCGGCGGUAAGGCCCCGCGGAAGCAGUUGGCCACCAAAGCGGCUCGCAAGAGCGCGCCGGCCACGGGCGGCGUCAAGAAGCCGCAUCGCUACCGCCCGGGCACCGUGGCGCUGCGCGAGAUCCGGCGCUACCAGAAGUCGACCGAGCUGCUGAUCCGCAAGCUUCCCUUCCAGCGCCUGGUGCGCGAGAUCGCGCAGGACUUCAAGACCGACCUGCGCUUCCAGAGUUCAGCCGUCAUGGCGCUGCAGGAGGCGAGCGAGGCCUACCUGGUAGGCCUGUUCGAGGACACCAACCUGUGUGCCAUCCACGCUAAGCGCGUCACCAUCAUGCCCAAAGACAUCCAGUUGGCCCGCCGCAUCCGCGGGGAGCGGGCCUAAGAAGCGCGCGCUCGGUCCGACGUUCCAUCGCAUCCAAAGGCUCUUUUCAGAGCCACCCACGAGAUCACUGGGAAGAGGCUGUGCCACUGGGCCUCCGUGCCCCCGGGAAGGGAGGGCGCUUAGAGGUGUGCAGACGGUGUGCGGCUCCCCACACAAAAGGGCAGAACCCUCGCGUUGGCCGCCCUCCGGCCUGUUACCCUGAAUGAAGCUCACAGGGGUUCCCGACAGUGCUCGGCGGCCUCGCGCACACGGGGUCGGGUUCUCCUGGGCUGUGGUUUUUUGUUUUUGUUUUUCCAACGGGGGGGGGCUCCGGGGUCGGAGGUGGGCUGCCUCUAGAACGAGUCACUGGGGACGCUGGCGAUUCGUGGCCCGGAGUGCACCCGGGGGACCUCUCCCGCCACCGGGUGCG